ACACACACACACACACACACACACAACCUUGGCCAUAUAGGAGAUACUGUACAGAUAAAAGGCUGAGUUUGGUGUCUGGCAUGCUUCUGAAUCCUCUGCACGGUUGCUGACCACAGUCUGUGGAGGAGUGAGGACACACACACACCCACAGGGUCACGGAGAGUAUAAGAUAGAGGGAUGAAACAGUAGAGAGGGAAGAGUUGUGGAAAAAGAUAGUGAGAAAGACAAAGGAAGCACACGAUUAGAAAAGAAAUGCAGGUGUAAGAUAUGUGACACACUUCACUCUGGCCUUGGCGUCAACAUUUAAACACGCAGCUUCUGCGAGUAAAGACUAGGGAUUUUUCUAUUUUCUCCCUCAUUGUGGUUUAUUUACUUAUUUGAUCCAAUGCGACUGUGUGGAUUUGUGCAUGUCUGGCUGCUGGGGUCAGUCCUGCUGCUGCUGCCCCUGCGGGGGGUCACGCAGGUGAAGGACGGGCACCCAGGGUAUCACUCAAACUCGACAGAAAGCCAACAUGGUCAUGGCUCCAGCAUCACUGAAGUCCCCAUCGUGACCUUUAAGUGGCACCACGUGGAAAAGCCCUAUCUAAUCGCUCUGUGGAUACUGGUGGCUUUUUUGGGGAAGAUGGUCAUUGAGGCCAACCACCAUGUGACCAGCAUAAUCCCGGAGAGUGCCCUGCUCAUCUGCUUCGGAUUUAUCCUGGGUGGGAUGAUCUGGGGCGCGGACAAGAAACAGACUUUCACACUGACGCCGGAAGUGUUCUUCUUCUACCUGUUGCCUCAAGUCAUCCUGGAUGCGGGCUACACCAUGCCAAACAAGCUCUUCUUCAGCAACCUGGGGGCCAUCAUAAUCUACGCCAUCAUCGGGACCUGCUGGAACGCCGCCAGUGUGGGGCUGUCGCUGUGGGGGUGUCACAUGGGAGGAGCCAUGGGUAACAUAGAGGUCGGCCUGCUGCAGUAUCUUCUCUUCGGCAGUCUCAUCGCCGCGGUGGACCCUGUAGCCGUCAUUGCCGUGUUCGAGCAGGUCCAUGUCAACGAGGUCCUCUUCAUUAUGGUGUUUGGAGAGUCGCUGCUCAACGAUGGCGUGACAGUGGUGCUCUUCAAUGUAUUUGAUGCGUUCGUGUCAUUGGGAGGACCCGCAAUUAAUGCUGCAGAGAUAGUUAAAGGAAUAGUGUCUUUCUUUGUCGUGGCUUUUGGUGGUUCCCUCAUGGGUUUUGUUUUUGGCCUGCUGAUCUCUGUUCUGACAAGAUUCACCAAAAACAUCAAGAUCAUCGAGCCGGGCUUCGUCUUUGUCCUGGGAUAUCUCAGCUACCUGACCGCUGAGAUGCUCUCGCUGUCUUCCAUCCUCUCCAUCGUCUUCUGCGGUAUCUGCUGCCAGAAGUACGUCAAUUCAAACAUGGAUGAGAACUCCGUCAACACGGUCAGAUACUGCAUGAAGGUUCUGGCCAAUGGAUCUGAGACUAUGAUCUUUAUCUUCCUCGGCAUCUCGGCCAUCGACAAAGAAAUCUGGGUUUGGAACACGGGCUUCAUCCUCCUCACGCUCCUCUUCAUCAUCGUCUACAGGAUAAUUGGUGUGUUUUUCCUCACCUGGAUCCUGAACAAGUUCAGGCUAGUCCCCAUAGAGUUCAUCGAUCAGGUGAUCAUGAGCUACGGUGGCCUGCGAGGGGCUGUAGCAUACGGCCUGGCUGUGAUGCUGGAUGGGAGCAAGAUAAAGGAGAAGAAUCUGAUGAUCAGCACCACACUCAUCGUGGUGUACUUCACUGUCAUUUUUCAGGGAAUAACCAUGAAACCUCUGGUCAUGUGGCUCAAAGUCAAGAGAGCACAAGCUACAGAGAUCACACUUAUAGAGAAAGUGCAGAAUAAGGUGUUUGACCACAUGCUUAUUGCCAUAGAGGACAUAUCUGGACAAAUUGGACACAACUACAUGAGGGACAAGUGGAAGCACUUUGAGGAGAAGUGGAUGUCGCGGAUCUUGAUGAAGCCAUCGGCGAGGAAGAGCCGCGACCACGUCUUCAGUGUCUUCCAUCAGCUGAACCUCAAGGAUGCUCUCAGCUACGUGGCAGAGGGUGAACGCAGAGGCUCCCUGGAGUUCAUCCGCAAUGAAAGUGCAAUCGUCAACUUCAAGAAGAAGUUUGAAGAAGACUACGAUGUGGUGAUGCCCGACAUCAUGUCCGACAUGUCGGACGACCGCGGUGACAUGUCGGAUGUAAGGAACCCGGUGCCGUCAGUGAGCCUGGAAAUGCACGAGCAGACAAUGAAGGGUGUGAGAGAAACUGAGGAUGUCAACAGUCACCACCUGCUGCAUCAGCACCUGUACAAGAGCAGGAAACAGCACCGGCACAGGUACAGUCGCAGCCAUUUCAAUAUCAACGAAGAUGAGAACGAGGUGCAGGAGAUUUUCCAGAGGACCAUGAGGAGCCGCCUGGAGUCCUUCAAGUCCACAAAGAUGGGCGUUGCUCCGCCAAAGACGAUUUCCAAGCAUUCGAAGAAAGAUCAGCAGCAAAAGAUGGCAAACGGAAAACCAAUGGACAAAACUAAAAGCUCCCACUCCGGAGAUGAAGAUUUUGAGUUUUCAGAAGCAGACAGCGCGUCGGGUUUUGAAGCAUCAGGACAAUCGUUCCCCAUGAGAGUCACCUACAGACCAGGAGCUGGAAUUGAGAACCCGGCCUUCAUGCCGGACAUGGACCCCAUGGCUCCACUGCAGAUCCCGCCGUGGCUGGCGGAGGCUGAGCUGGACAGCAGCACGGUCGCGCCGUCACAGCGAGCCCAGGUCAGGCUGCCGUGGACACCCAACAACCUGCGCCGCCUCGCUCCACUCCGCAUCAGCACCCGCUCCACUGACUCCUUCAUGAUGGCUGACACUCCAGCCAUCCUGCAGGUGCAGCAGCAGCAGCAAGAGCAGCAGCAGCAGCAGCAGCAAGAGCAGCAGCAGCAGCAGCAGCGGCGGCGGAGGGAGAGGGAUGUGGACGUGGACUUUGACCUGCCUCCUCCCCCUCCUCCUCCUCCAACCGACAUGUAGCAGCACCCUGACCUCAGACUUUGCACCUUCUACUCUCAAAAAGAUUGACUAGGGAAUGUUUUCCUUUCUGUGCCACUGUGUGAUUUUAGUUUUCAGUCCCACAAACUCUGUGCUCUUCACUUGUUGUCACCCUUCACUGAGCCGAAUGAAGGUGUGUGUGUUUUUUGAUUCAAACCUCUCAUUUUAGCUGGUCCUCACAACUUUAAAGGGCUUUUUUUAAGGAUUAAGUCUUGGUUUUAUGGUUAGAAAUGGAUUAUGGCCAUAGUUCUCAAGCUGUGGUAUGUCUACCACUAGUGGUAUGCGAGCUUCCCCUGGUGGUACUUGGAGGAAUAUCAAAAAUACUGUUCUACUGUAUAUACCAGGGUAUGUGCUUGGAGUGGAGCUGAGGAAUUUUUCCCAGAGUGCUUAGAUAAAUAAUAAUAAUUAGAGUCACCUUAUCUCUCGCUCCAUUGUAAUCUAAUUUCACCAUACCAGUGUGUGAUGUAUAUGUGAGGAACUUUUCCCAUUCAUGUGUAUGUGCUUUCGCAAUACAGAUAAUCUUGAAUUAACUAUCCAUACAUUCAGGGCAUCUGAAAAUAAGUCAGAAUUAAACAGUUGAUAUCUCAAAGUGAAAUUAUGGACAGUCAGAAUUUCCAAAUCCUUUACACCAGAGGUCACAAACCUGUGGCCCAUGGGCCACAUGCGGCCCCUCAAUCGAUUUCAGGUGGCCCGCCACUUAAGUGUUUGUUUUCGAUAUUUAAAGAUCCACUUUGCAUCCUAAAUAUGUUUUUUUUAUUGUAAACUAUAUAUUGUUCCAUGUCAAAACAAACACUUUCAUUUUGAUAUAAUCACUAAUGUCUUUACUGCUACAUCAGGAUGGAAUUUCAUGUAAUUUUAAGUUAAUAUCUGCCCCACGCUUUACACACAAUAGGAUAAAUGACUCUGUAAUUUGUCCCAGGAAGAAAAAAGCUGUGAACAUUUUUUUUUCCCUGGGAAGAAUUGAAUUAUAGGUAUCUUCAACACAUUUUUAGACAAUUAUAUGUCACAACGGGUUGUUUUUGUUUGUAUUCUUGUUCACGUGUCUCAUGAAAAAAGACUUUGAGGUUAGAAAUUUACCUUGAAGGACAGUUGUCAUGUGAAAAGACAAAGAUAUAUUUAUUCACAAAUGAAGUUUGCCAUGUAUGGACCACCAUGAUCUCACAUCUGUGUCUUCAGAGAAGAACACUGAAAAUAUGGAUUUAGAAAUAUAGAAAAAUAAGAAAAUGUGAAUCUGCGCAGUCAAUUUUAUGUAUUUUAUUUUAAAUAUUCACUGCUGUCAACCCAAUAAAAUGUCCCCAAGAGGCUCAAAUAUGA
Molecule: messenger RNA, 4348 nt
Organism: Solea solea (common sole)
Lineage: Eukaryota; Metazoa; Chordata; Actinopteri; Pleuronectiformes; Soleidae
Product: sodium/hydrogen exchanger 3-like
Exons: 16
Coding region: 386-3016 (876 amino acids)
Biological process (GO): proton transmembrane transport; regulation of pH; sodium ion transport
Cellular component (GO): brush border membrane; apical plasma membrane
Molecular function (GO): sodium:proton antiporter activity
Source: RefSeq, a predicted model, not a curated record